CCUCCUUGGGCCGCUCCCAGCCCCCUUCCCCCAGCCCCAACGGCGAAGAGAGACUUGCAGACAGCUUUGCCAACUUGCUGCCAAGAGACCAGUGCUGCAAGGCAGGGUUAUUCCUAACUGAGCAGAGCCUGCCAGGAAGAAAGAGUUUGCACCCUGCACUGUGCAGGUGUGCCUGGUGAGCUCACAGCUGCCCCCCAGGCAUGCCCGGCCCACUUAAUCACUCACCACUCGACAGCUCUCCCGCCCAGCCCAGUUCUGGAGGGGAUAAAAAGGGGGCAUUGACGCUCCUGGGUAACAGAGCCACCUUCUUCGUCCUGCUGAGCUCUGUUCUCUCCAGUACCUUCUAGCCCACUAGUGCCAGUUCUCUUGCUCCACCAGGAACGAGCCACCAUGUCUCGCCAGUCAAGUGUGUCCUUCCGGAGUGGGGGCAGCCGCUCCUUCAGCGCCGCCUCUGCCAUCACCCCAUCUGUCUCCCGCACCAGCUUCACCUCUGUGUCCCGGUCCGGGGGUGGCGGUGGUGGCUUCGGCAGGGUCAGCCUUGGGGGUGCUUGUGGAGCGGGUGGCUUCGGCAGCCGGAGCCUCUACAACCUCGGGGGCUCCAAGAGGAUCUCCAUCAGCGCUAGCGGCGGCAACUUCAGGAACCGAUUUGGUGCCGGUGCUGGAGGUGGCUAUGGCUUUGGAGGUGGAGCCGGCAGUGGAUUCGGUUUUGGCGGUGGAGCUGGUGGUGGCUUUGGGCUCGGUGGUGGAGCUGGCUUUGGAGGUGGCUUUGGUGGCGCUGGCUUCCCAGUCUGCCCCCCUGGAGGCAUCCAAGAGGUCACCAUCAACCAGAGUCUCCUGACUCCCCUCAACCUGCAAAUCGACCCCACCAUCCAGCGGGUGAAGACUGAGGAGCGCGAGCAGAUCAAGACCCUCAACAACAAGUUCGCCUCCUUCAUCGACAAGGUGCGCUUCCUAGAGCAGCAGAACAAGGUCCUGGACACCAAGUGGACCCUGCUCCAGGAGCAGGGCACCAAGACCGUGAGGCAGAACCUGGAGCCUUUGUUCGAGCAGUACAUCAACAACCUCAGGAGGCAGCUGGACAGCAUCCUCGGGGAGAGAGGCCGCCUGGACUCGGAGCUGAGGAACAUGCAGGACCUGGUGGAGGACUUCAAGAACAAGUAUGAAGAUGAAAUCAACAAGCGUACCACUGCCGAGAAUGAGUUUGUGAUGCUUAAGAAGGAUGUGGACGCUGCCUACAUGAACAAGGUGGAGCUGGAGGCCAAGGUCGAUGCACUGAUGGACGAGAUCAACUUCAUGAAGAUGUUCUUUGAUGCGGAGCUGUCCCAGAUGCAAACGCAUGUCUCAGACACAUCCGUGGUGCUGUCCAUGGACAACAACCGCAACCUGGACCUGGACAGCAUCAUCGCCGAGGUCAAGGCCCAGUACGAGGAGAUUGCCAACCGCAGCCGGACCGAGGCCGAGACCUGGUACCAGACCAAGUACGAGGAGCUGCAGCAGACAGCUGGCCGGCACGGCGAUGACCUCCGCAACACCAAGCAUGAGAUCUCUGAGAUGAACCGCAUGAUCCAGAGACUGAGAUCUGAGAUAGACAACGUCAAGAAGCAGUGCGCCAACCUGCAGAACGCCAUCGCUGAUGCAGAGCAGCGUGGGGAGCUGGCGCUCAAGGAUGCCAGGAACAAGCUGGCCGAGCUGGAGGACGCCUUGCAGAAGGCCAAGCAGGACAUGGCGCGGCUGCUGCGCGAGUACCAGGAGCUGAUGAACACCAAACUGUCCCUGGAUGUGGAGAUUGCCACCUAUCGCAAGCUGCUGGAGGGCGAGGAGUGCAGACUGAGCGGAGAAGGAGUUGGACCAGUCAACAUCUCUGUCGUCACAAGCAGCGUCUCCUCUGGCUACGGCAGCGGCGGUGGCUAUGGCAGCGGCGGUGGCUACGGUGGUGGCUUUGGUGGAGGCCUCGGCGGAGGACUCGGCGGAAGUCUCGGCGGAGGUGGCGGUGGGAGCUACUACUCCAGCAGCAGUGGGGGCAUGGGCGGUGGGCUCAGUGUUGGGGGCUCCGGCUUCAGUGCAGGCAGUGGCCGAGUGGGGGUGGGCUUUGGCAGCGGCGGAGGCAGCAGCUCCAGCGUCAAGUUUGUCUCCACCACCUCCUCCUCCCGGAAGAGCUUCAAGAGCUAAAAGCCUGCUGCAAGACACCGCCUCCCAAGUGCAGCAACCCGGCCCAUGGAGACUGCCUCUUCUAGGCAGUUGCCCAGCCAAGUUUUCCCUUUUUCUGGAGACUAGUCUAGACCGAGCCCAUUGCAGAACCACAAUCUUUGGUUUCUGGGAAGGCCUCAUUCCCAGUCUCUUGUCUCCUAUGUCACAAUUCUAUCUUGUGCUUCAAACCAGCCUUUAGGUCCCCAUGUCCUCCAUGAGAUGAAACAAGAAUCCAAAGUUUUCUAGUAUCUAAACCAUCAAAACAGAAUCCCCACCCCAACCCCAAAUUUUGUUCUGGUUCUGACUUUCUCCAGAGUGUGUUCAAUAAAAUGCUUUUAUAAUAUAA
Microcebus murinus (gray mouse lemur) is the source of this 2533-nucleotide messenger RNA. RefSeq names its product keratin 5 (gene KRT5). Gene Ontology annotation, cellular component: keratin filament. Gene Ontology annotation, biological process: intermediate filament organization; keratinization. NCBI's taxonomy places the organism in Eukaryota, Metazoa, Chordata, Mammalia, Primates, Cheirogaleidae. Gene Ontology annotation, molecular function: structural constituent of skin epidermis. The record is from RefSeq and is a predicted model, not a curated record.